AUGGCUGAAAACAAAGAAAACCACAUUUCAAUCGAUAACAUUCCAUACGAAAUCUUGUAUCAAAUCGUCUCGUUGAUUCCUUUGAAAGAAGCUGCAAGAACCAUCAUUCUUUCAUCUUCAUGGAAGCACUUAUGGGCACCAGUUCAAGUGUUCGUAAACAUGGAUUUUGAUCGAAUAACAACUCAAGAAUCUGGUCAACAGAUGAACCAGCUCAUCUCUUCUUUCUUAAACACUUACGAAACAAGUUACCAGAUCCUCAAUCUUUCUUUUCUCGAACCAAAAACAGUUAGCGAAGAAACCCUGUUCUUCAAAGCCAUUAAAGGAGUAGACAAAGAGCUUCACAUAUGCUUCAAUGGAGAAACCCCCACAGAUUUCGGUCUAACUAUUGAAUUGCCUUUGUGUAAGAACGCCCAUUUUUGUUCUCUAAAGACCCUCCACCUUAGAUCCAUCACCAGCCUGGCCGGAAGCUUCCUACCGGAGUUGUUUUCCAGUUGCUGGAACCUUGAAACCCUAACUCUUGAAAAAUGCAGUGGCUUGCAGAAUAUUGACCUAAAAGCACAUGGGUUUUUGCAGAAGUUUGUGGUUUUGGACUGUGAAAACAUGGAAAAUGUUACCAUUUUAUCAGCUCCAAACCUUAAAUCUUUCUGCUAUCGAGGAACCCUGGUUAAAACUGAACUUGAAGACGUACCAGCGUUGUGUGAUGUUACCCUAGACUUUAAGGGCUCUACUGCCUUACGUGAUCACAGUGAGUUUGAUAGUGAAGAUAUCGUCUCUCUUCUUGCUUCUCUCAAGGAUGUUGAGGUACUCACUGUAAGUGGGUGGCUACUUGAGUGGUUAUGUACAAGAGGAGUAAUAUUUGAUGACUUUGACUUCAUGUUCAACGAGUUAAAAGAGCUUUCAUGGAUCGAUUGUUGCAUGAACAAACAAAAGAGAGAUUCACUUGUUUGCUUCUUAAGCAUCACACCAUCCUUGGAGAACUUAUUCAUAAAGAUUGACAAAAAAUGGAGUACGAAACCAUGUUCACAUUUUCACCAAUCUUGUCCACAAGCUUGGACCAAUGAGGCAACCACGUCUAGUGAUUGGAACCUUAAGCAUAUGAAGGUGGUGAAGUUUUUGGGGUUCAAGAUCGAAGAACAGAACCGAAUGUUGGUUUCCUUGAUAGAUGUUUUACUGAAAAAGGCCAUUGUGAUGAAGAAAAUGAGUGUUACGGAACCUGAAAACAAGCUUUCAUGGUCUGUAGCUAAAGUCCCUCGAAGUCAUUUGAACAAGAUGGAAAAAGCAUCAACAACAACUUGUCACCCUUCUAAAUCUUCUCUACUCUUGUCGUCAUUGGACAACAAUUGUUGUUUUCGGUUAACGCCAACAAGUGAAAAUGAAAUUGUUCCAAGAUUUCUAGUGGGACUUCAAACCACUCGUCACCACCCUCGCUAUGGACUCGCUACACCACUCCCUAACCUUCGCUAG
Molecule: messenger RNA, 1464 nt
Organism: Lactuca sativa (garden lettuce)
Lineage: Eukaryota; Viridiplantae; Streptophyta; Magnoliopsida; Asterales; Asteraceae
Product: F-box protein At2g39490
Molecular function (GO): protein binding
Source: RefSeq, a predicted model, not a curated record